Molecule: messenger RNA, 1352 nt
Organism: Diceros bicornis minor
Lineage: Eukaryota; Metazoa; Chordata; Mammalia; Perissodactyla; Rhinocerotidae
Gene: CLEC11A
Product: C-type lectin domain containing 11A
Exons: 4
Coding region: 98-1072 (324 amino acids)
Source: RefSeq, a predicted model, not a curated record
UCCGCACUCGGGGUGGGGGGCACACGCCAGUCCCUAGAGACACCCCCCUCCCCAGAGACAUCCUGUCUGCAGCCUUGGGUGCUGUGAGCCCAGCCUGAUGCAAGCAGCCUGGCUCCUGGGGGCCCUGGUGGUCCCCCAGCUCCUGGGCUUCAGCCAUGGUGCUCGGGGAGCUGACAGGGAGUGGGAGGGGGGCUGGGGAGGCGCCCAGGAGGAGGAGCGGGAGAGGGAGGCCCUGAUGCUGAAGCAUAUACAGGAGGCCCUGAGACUGCCUGCUGGGAGGGGGGACGAAAAUCCUGAGAGAACCCCUGAAGGCGAAGGGGUCUGGGGGGCUGAUGAGGAUGGUCUGGAGGAGGCAGAGGAGGAGGAAGCAACGCCAACCCCCUCCUACAGCCCCAGCCCCUCUCCCACCCCUGAGGACGCGGUCACUUACAUCCUGGGCCGCCUGGCCGGCCUGGACGCGGGCCUGCACCAGCUGCACGUCCGUCUGCAUGUGCUGGACACCCGCGUGGUCGAGCUGACCCGGGGGCUGCGGCAGCUGCGGGAGGCGGCGGGCGACACCCGCGACGCGGUGCAAGCCCUGCAGGAGGCGCAGAGCCGCGCCGAGCGCGAGCACGGCCGCUUGGAGGGCUGCCUGAAGGGAGUGCGCCUGGGCCACAAGUGCUUCCUGCUCUCGCGCGACUUCGAGGCGCAGGCGGCGGCGCAGGCGCGGUGCGCGGCGCGGGGCGGGAGCCUGGCGCAGCCGGCCGACCGCCAGCAGAUGGAGACGCUCACCCGGUACCUGCGCGCGACGCUGGCUCCCUACAACUGGCCCGUGUGGCUGGGCGUGCACGACCGGCGCUCCGAAGGCCUGUACCUCUUCGAGAACGGCCAGCGCGUGUCCUUCUUCGCCUGGCACCGCACGCCCCGCCCCGAGCCCGGCGCCGGGCCCAGCGCCGCGCCGCAUCCGCUCAGCCCCAACCAGCCCAACGGGGGCGCGCUCGAAAACUGCGUGGCGCAGGCCUCGGACGACGGCUCCUGGUGGGACCACGACUGCGAGCGGCGCCUCUACUACGUCUGCGAGUUCCCCUUCUAGCGGGGCCGGUUUCCGCCUCUCCAUCCCGCCACCUGCCCUUUGCCUGCGCCGUGCGCCCUGCGAGAACGCCCUUCCCUUCCCUCCCUCCCUGCGCGUGCAUGGAAGUGUGUCCCCCUGGCUGGGCGAUCCCGGGGGUGAGGGGGGCUCCUGCGGGGCCGGGACUCCUUCCUUGCCUGUGUCUUUUCUGGAAGCGGCGGGCACCAGACUAGGUCCGGCGCCAAUAAAGCCUUGUGGGUUCUGACUUGCGCAGGCAAUGGGGGCACUUUGGGCCUUUCUCUCU